AAACACUCACACACGCACUCGAUCAGUCACACACUGAGUUCGAGUGUAUUUGUUUAUGAUCACAAAGAUGGUGAGAACCCCAUCUUGUGACAAAAGUGGAAUGAGGAAAGGAACUUGGACUCCGGAGGAAGAUAUGAAGUUAAUUGCUUAUGUCACUAGAUAUGGUUGCUGGAAUUGGCGCCAACUCCCCAAGUUUGCAGGUCUUGCAAGGUGUGGGAAAAGUUGUAGAUUGAGAUGGAUGAAUUAUCUAAGACCAAACCUCAAAAGAGGGAACUUCACUCAAGAAGAGGAAGAAUGCAUCAUUAGAAUGCACAAAAAACUUGGUAACAGAUGGUCUGCUAUUGCGGCUGAGUUACCUGGAAGAACAGAUAACGAAAUAAAAAAUCAUUGGCACACCACACUCAAGAAAAGAUCUCAACAAAACACAGUCACAAUUGAAGAAACUAGAGUCUCAAAAUCAAAGAAUAACGAAUCAGUUCCCAAUAAGGGGGUAACUGUUACUCUUCUGGCUACUUCUUCCCAGAUGUCAGAUAAUUCAUCAAUAUCCCCAGUUUCAUCCUCCUGCAGCGAGUUUUCCUCCAUAACUUCGUAUCAUUCCACCGCUGCUAGCUGUAUGGAGAAUUUGGUGUUUGAAGAUGAUGACUUCGGUUUUCUUGAUUCAUACAAUGAAAGCUUCUGGACACAACUAAAUCUGGAUGACAUUUCCAACAAUGCACCAUGUGAAAUUUUUUCAGAAGAUUCCAAUGGCUCUUUUCAAAGUACAGAUGCUACCCAGAUCCAUGAUUCUUGUGCAAAGUCUCCUACAACUAGCGAAAGUAAUAUUGUUGUGGAUAAUGACUUUGUCGACUUUCUGGAUGCAUACAAAGACGCAACGGUUGAUAACUUUUGGUCACAGACAUAUGUAGCUGACAUGUCCCACGUUCCAACUGAACUACUUGUUCACUCCGUGGCAGAAUCUGAAUGUUUUACUCCAAUAUAUGAUGAUUUGUGGGGUCAAAGUUAUUUGUACCAUGAAAAUCAUCAUGGUUUAUUCCGAUGAACAAAAUUACUACUCCAUCUCUAGAGAUCUAUAGUUUUGAGAGUGUUAGAGUUGGUGAUUCCGAUUCUUGAUCCAACCUAAAUGGAUGAACCUUUAUAGUUUUGGGUUAGGGGUUUGUAUGUACUUAAAGAAUAGUAUUGUAGCAGUUGCUCUGCUAUAUUUCUAGAUCUCUUGUACCAAGUUUUGAUAUAUUGAAUUGCUUCUGCUUUACUUUUGA
Messenger RNA from Glycine soja, 1256 nucleotides. Its product is annotated as transcription factor MYB14-like. NCBI's taxonomy places the organism in Eukaryota, Viridiplantae, Streptophyta, Magnoliopsida, Fabales, Fabaceae. The transcript is spliced from 3 exons. The record is from RefSeq and is a predicted model, not a curated record. Bases 56 to 1039 code for a protein of 327 amino acids.